Molecule: messenger RNA, 1599 nt
Organism: Ylistrum balloti
Lineage: Eukaryota; Metazoa; Mollusca; Bivalvia; Pectinida; Pectinidae
Exons: 10
Coding region: 1-1599 (532 amino acids)
Cellular component (GO): membrane
Source: RefSeq, a predicted model, not a curated record
AUGAAGGGGAACCUUGUGGCUACAUUUCUGCUCGUUCAUUUAGUCAUUUUUGUGAUUACUUCUUUGUUACUUUUGUACCGGACUAAGAAUCUCCACGAAGAGUACCAGUAUGAAACAUCACGUAUGAUGAUUCUACAGGAAAAAUGCGAUUCAGAUGUAUCCGAAGAACAGAUUGUUGCGGAUGUGAUAGACGUGUUCGAGGAUUUUAUCAGAAGUCGACCACAUUACGCCGAGCAUUUCCAAAAUAGAUUAAAGAGACAACUUUCAAUGCAUGGCAUGGUUGAAGAAAUACUUCAAUUACAGGAGAAAGUUCUGGAGACUCACUGUCAAGGUAACAGUACUCUGUGUGUUAAGGGACAAAAGGGCGUACAGGGUCCAAAGGGAUUCUCAGGAAUCACCGGGCCACGGGGAGAUCUCGGUGACGUAGGACUUCAAGGUCAAAAGGGAUAUCAAGGGGACAAAGGAGAGCCUGGAACACCCGGACAGAACGGCGGAACAGGAAGUACCGGUAUUGAAGGCAUAGAGGGCGGCCCAGGUCUCCGAGGGCCGAAAGGCGAAACUGGUAAUAUAGGAGACGUAGGUGGUAAAGGAGACAGCGGACAAGUCGGACUGAAAGGGCAAAAGGGUGAAAAAGGUACCUCAGGGGUUGCUGGUGACAAAGGGACGACGGGACCAAAAGGGGCAAAUGGCGCGGACGGAGAUGUAGGCAUGCAAGGACCACAAGGCCAGAAAGGGGAGCCAGGACCAGCUGGAGUCUCCGGAGUGAUCACUGACAGUGAUUGUAUGUGUAAAGUGAAUGCUGUCACAACUACAAAAGCUCCUCUUGUAAUGUCCGGCACAACACCUACCGUGUCCUCAUCAGUUGCCGGGGUUGUCGACCACGUCCGAGUGUUGGACCCUGUUCAACUUAGAUGUCUGACCACGCCAACACCAGACCAGACCAUAACAUGGGAGAAAAUUGGUGUUCCAAUGAGCUCUCGUUAUGACGUAACGACGAACAGUAACAUCCUGUCUAUACCGGAAGUAUAUGCAUACGACACCGGAAGAUACCGUUGUACGGCGACAUCUCCAUCCGGAGCAACUGUUCAAGCAACAAUUUCGCUGAAAGUUGACGGGAUCACACAGUACGAUUGUAGUUUCGAAGUAGACACCUGCACGUGGAAACAAAGUGUUACGGAUGACCUCGACUGGACACGAUAUGCUGGUCCUACGGAAUCCGUAUCAACUGGACCAUUAACUGACCAUACGAUCGGUAGAGGUAAGGCAGGAUAUUACAUGUACCUGGAGACGUCCAGUUACGUGUAUGGACAUGCAGCGGACCUAGUUUCUCCCGUCAUUGACCACAGUAAAUCAUACUGUAUCAAUUUCUGGUACAGUAUGAGGGGUAUCCAAGUAGCUGAUCUUAGCCUCAUCACAGAUGAUAGCCAGCUUCCUCUGUGGUCAAAGAGUGGCAACCUGGGCAACGAUUGGCGUUCAGCACGUGUUCAACUUUCCCCUCGAAACAACGACUAUCAUCUGAUAUUCAGAGCUACACAAGGACGUGGUUACCAUGGAGAUAUUGCUAUCGAUGAUAUAACCCUUCGAGAAGGAAAUUGCUAA